UAGGUUUUGCUAGUCAUUGUCACCUUUGGCUUUGUUUAUAUUCUGCUCACUUUCACUUUCAGUUCAAGUUCCAUCUCCAAUGCUUGCGUUUGGGUCCUCUCACUCUCUCCCUUCCACACUCUGCCAGCGUAGACGUGUCAGAACAAUCUGGCCACAACAUGGACCCAGCACUCGCUCCUUGUGAGGAGCUCCAGGAGGACUUAAUUCACACAGUGGAUUUACUGUGCGAUCGGUGGCUGGAGAGGUCCAAUAAGGAAUACCGUCAUGGUCAUAAAGAUUGUAGCUAGCCGGCUACAAAGCCUGGUUUCCGGCUUCCUCUUGGUAGUGGACUUUCUCCGACCUCUGAUUACGUUUCUCCUGAGCCUGGAAAUUUAAAGUCUGUGUUUUCAGAGACAGAAUCAUCUGCUCUAAGGACUUAAAGGACUGUGUUACUCCAGCUCCUCCCUGGUCUGGAAUAAUAAUUCCAAAGAUUGUUUAUUCUGAGACUGUUUGUGUGACUGCGAAAUUGGGCUCCUCAGAAACUGAAACUCCCCCCAGAAGCUGAGCCUGUGACCUCAGCUGGCUCUGCACUCCUGGAGUCAGUGCAGCCUUCUUCUCCUCCUACGUCAGCUGGGAGCUCAGGUACGACAUGGAUGCAGGAGAUUCUCCCUCUGAUCAUCAGCGGAGGGGAUCCGGCCUCCGUUGAGACUCUUCACAACUGGGACCGUGUUCCAUGGCUGGAGGAGAAUCGAGCCCUCACCCUCAACCUUGAAAAGAGGCCGUCUCCACGCAUGUUUACAACUCACUUCCACUACAGCAUGAUGCCGCCAUCCUUCUUUGAAGUUAAACCAAAGGUCAUCUAUAUCAUGAGGAACCCCAAAGAUGUGUUUACGUCUGCUUUUCACUAUUUUGGGUCAACUUCGUUCUUGGUGAAACCAGGCCCACAGAGCGAGUUCCUCCAGAAGUUCCUAGAUGGAGAAGUUAUAUUUGGCUCCUGGUUUGACCAUGUAAAGGGUUGGCUCAAUGCUAAAGAUAAGGGGUCCAUCAUGUACAUCUCCUAUGAAGAACUUUUAAAGAACCUGAAGGACUCUGUGACCAGAAUCGCUCAGUUCAUGGAGAAAUCUCUGGAUACUGAAGUGAUAGAGAAGAUAGCAGAACGAUGCUUGUUCAAGAACAUGAAGAAAAACAGCAUGUCAAACUACUCGGCUGUUCCUAAAGAAUUCAUGGACCAGAGCAAGUCUGAAUUCCUCAGGAAAGGAAUUGCUGGAGACUGGAAGAAUCAGCUAACAGAGGCAGAAGCAGAAUACUUUGAUGCUGUUUACAAAGACAAAAUGAAAGAUGUCAAAUAUAAAUUUGUUUGGGAUUAAAAGACUAAAUGAAAGUCAUUUCAUCAUAAAAUUAGAGAAACAAAGUAGAGCAUUAAAUGGUUUUUUGAUAUAUAUUCAUGAGGUAAUUUUGUAGUUAUCAACAUAAAACUGGUAACAGCAUUCUGAUUGGUGCAAAACCAAAAUCCCUUUAAAUACUCAACUAUGAACAAGUCCUGGCAGCUUUCAGCUCGGUUUAAGUGAAACCCUGGUGGAGUGAGGGGGUUGUCGGGGUCAGCACACUUCAGCGAUGAUGUUGAAAGAGACCGCGAAAUAAUUUGGUACUAGGCUAGAGAACUGUGACACUUAUAAUAUCCAAUGCCAGUGAAUGAGAGUGACGAUAGGACCAGUAAAAUGUAACAUGUAUUUAUUUAGUCUAUGCUUUUUUGUUUUCUGCUUCCAAACUUUCAAAUGUUGUACUUUUUACUCUAUAACAUUUAUAUUAACUCUUAAGUUACUUAUUCUGCAGAUUUUAAAGCAUAAAAUGUAAUAAAAAGCUAUAUUGUUACAGAUAAAGCUACCCCCUGAUGCACAAAUAAUUGAAAGCAUGUGAUAUAAACAUUCAAAAAUUAUGAUCUAGUAAUAUAGAGCAUAUAUUCUGCAUAAUUAAAGUAUAUUGUAAUGCUCAAACAUUUGUUCCAUUACUUAAGUAGAUUUAUGCCUUUAUUCAAUAUGAAACAAUUUUUACAUUUGGGUGCAAUGCCACUUUACAUAUAAUACUUUUGCAUCCGCACAUAGGUCUGCACAUAUAUGCAAGGUUUACUCUGCUGUAUGUUUUUCUCGUCAAAUGCUCAGAAGUGUCACAAGGAGUUAUACUACCCUCUGUAGCUCAGAUCGUACAUCUUAUUGUCUGUUAAAGUGGUCACUGUGCCAGAUUAAAGCCCUAAAAUCUUGCCUCA
This is a messenger RNA of Oreochromis niloticus (Nile tilapia), 2242 nucleotides long. RefSeq names its product sulfotransferase family cytosolic 2B member 1. NCBI's taxonomy places the organism in Eukaryota, Metazoa, Chordata, Actinopteri, Cichliformes, Cichlidae. The record is from RefSeq and is a predicted model, not a curated record. Bases 633 to 1346 code for a protein of 237 amino acids. Gene Ontology annotation, molecular function: sulfotransferase activity. The transcript has 6 exons.